UAGGAUAUCUAGGGGACACAUGCCACUACAUCAUCGUUUUGUUUAAAAGUCUUCAUCGGACUAGGAUAUUCAUCUUAGAUAAGUAGAUACGUACAUAGUCAUCUAGUUUGGUCAAAACGCCUGAACAGCCUCGGACAUUUAGCAGAGGUAUAUACUUUACGUGUAAAUUAACUAUGUCUAUAGCAGGUAAAUGUUACGGGAAUAGCUUCACAUCUUUAGCAAUCGCCAUUCUGAUUAUUUUCCAAAUUAAUUUGUGUCCUGUUGAUGCCGAUUCAAUGAAAAUGGCAACAUUCACAUCAUUGAAGUCUGUUAUUGCCAACAGAAGAAUUGACACAGACUUAGUCGUAGAAAAAAUGAACUAUCGGAAACUUAACUGUAUGUCGGAUUGCCUGACUGAUGUAAACUGCGAAUCGGUUGGUUACCAUAGUAACCAGAAGAGAUGUCGGCUGUACAGAGUUCUUAUUUCCGGUUCCGAUGGUGUCCCUGAAAAUGGAUGGAAAUAUUUUUCAAUUCGGGAAGAUUUCUGCCCAACGGAAAAUUUCACUCACAACCGGAUUGCUGACGUGUGUUACGCCAUUUCCCCGGAAAGAAAACCGUGUGGUGAAGCUGCCACUAUUUGUUCCAGCUUGUCUGCUCGCCUAUUGGUCGUGGAUAGCCAGAUGAAACAGGACUGGGCACGUGACUUAUGUGUGAGACAAAACAUCGAAGGGGUUCAUUUUGAUGUGUACUUCGAAAGAGAAGGAUCUGCGUUGAAGCUCGGGAGCUCUGGCAUGGACCUAACAUACACGAACUGGGCCAUAGGUCAACCGGACUAUGGACAACCUUGUAUUGGCAUGGAAGCCUGGCAUGAGUGGCGCUGGCAUGAUUAUGUAAGAAGUUUGGAGGCUGGAAUAAUAUGUGAAAUACGCCGCCCUUGAAGUAAAGUUCAAUCGAAAACUCCCAUACGUAAGACACGAUUAUAUAAAAAGCAAAAAAAAAAAAAAAAAAAAGAAGAAGAAGAGGUUUUUCGCAUACAACAUAGUGAAUGUCGAGUUCUCAUAAACUAUCUAUGUUAAACGGAAAAACACGUACAUGUACCUAAUAAA
This is a messenger RNA of Mizuhopecten yessoensis (Yesso scallop), 1085 nucleotides long. Its product is annotated as collectin-12-like. The coding region runs from base 174 to 917 and encodes 247 amino acids. The record is from RefSeq and is a predicted model, not a curated record. The transcript has 3 exons. Lineage: Eukaryota; Metazoa; Mollusca; Bivalvia; Pectinida; Pectinidae.